AUGUGUGGCAUCGUGUUUCCUUGAGGAGGAGGCAACAACCAAAAAAAUACCCACAUACCAUUCCAUCGCACCUGUUAAACCAAACCAACGGCUUCUGCAAAACCGUCAAUGGACUUCAGUGUGAUUUUUUUCCUUCUCCAACCAAACCUUCAGGCUACAAGACCGGAGAGAGGACCUUUGGAGGCUACUGAGAGAAAUUAAAAGCAGCAACAGUUGGACCCGUCCAUGCGCUGACGGUCGCGGAGGAUCCCUGGAUGGUGGCUCAAGCUUUUCUGUAACCUGGGAAGUCGCUGCGUUGCUCAUCAUGUACGCCCACAGGAGGCAGCCCAGCAUUGAACUGCUAGAGUUAAUGGGAGUGGUGAGAGAAAAUGGCAGAGCAUCAAAAUAUAAUCCUCCUUCGCUCACCUCACUGUCUUGCGACUUUGUCCUGGUGGGCAAAAAAGUCCACAGCCUCAAACAAAGGGAAUAUAUACAUGAGCUGGAGAAAAAGAAUUUCAAAGUGAAGGAAAUUGAAGAUGAUAACCUAAUUUUCUAUGGCGUACAAGCACCUGAUGAAAUAUUUCACAAGUACAGACAUCUGCUUAAUAAUGACCCUAACUGGUACUCAAGUAUGUAUGUGGUGCCUCCCAGAAUAAGGUUAAUGAUAGUCCACUUCGUCUUGAAUCACACCGAAAGCAGAUCAGGAGAAAGUCUCCGGUGUCUUUUAAAUAAUAAAGUUUUUGAAGCAAAGUUCUGCUUACACGAGAAAAAGAGACAAAGACAGCUGCAGAAGUCCUGGGCACGAUGGACUGCCUGUCUCAAAGGACAACCCAUUACUGAUAUCAGGGACUACUUUGGAGAAAAGGUGGCCUUGUAUUUCCUGUGGCUGGGCUGGUACACAUAUCUCCUGGUGCCUCCUGCAGUCAUUGGAGUCAUCGUCUUUCUGUACGGUCUCAGUUUUUUCAGCUCUUCACCCCUCCUAACAGAGGUUUGCAAUGCAGACAUAGUCAUGUGUCCACUUUGUGACACGGGUUGCAAAGUGUGGAGGCUCUCAGAUACAUGCACUUAUGCUAAGAUAACCCUGCUGUUCGACAAUGAAGGCACGGUGUUCUUUGCGAUGGUCAUGGCAAUAUGGACCACGCUUUUUUUGGAGUUCUGGAAGAGAAACCGAGCUUCGUAUAUGUGCGAAUGGAGAGUGUCUGACUGGAACCAGGAUGAGGAGGAGCUGAUUCUGGAGAUUCUUAAUAAUCCUGAGUGUGAAAGAAAACUAUUUCAGCACUCUUACUCACACAGCCUCCUGAUUUUACUCUGUGUUGCUGUUAUGAUGCUGGUGAUCAUUGGCUUGACAACUGCACUGGUGGUGUUCAGGGUAAUGGUUUCAAGCAUUUUGGCCCAGGAAUCAUGGGAGUUUAUGAGCCAUCACUCAAACAUCGGCGCAAUGAUGCUCGGUGCUUUCCUCCAUUACAUCCUCAUCACUGUCAUGACAAAGGUCAACAGAAUUGUAGCCAUGAAGCUCUCUGACAAAGAGAGAACAAGGUCCUUCUCUGCAAGAGAGAAUAGCUUCACUGUUAAGAUGUUCACCUUCCAGUUUUUCACCUAUUUCACUUCCCUUUUCUAUGUUGCAUUUUUACUUGGGAGAAUAAAUGGCCAUCCUGGAGAUUACGUUCGGCUCGCAGGGGCAUGGAGGCUUGAAGAAUGUCACCCUAGUGGAUGCCUGACUGACCUGUUCAUCCAAAUGACAUUUAUUAUGGUAUUGAAGCAAAUCAUCGGCAAUGUGUUUGAGUUUGCUGGCCCAUGGUUGUGCAGGUUUUUGAAGAAGAAAAAAAUCCCCAAGUUGCAGAGGAAAUGCCAAGCCUGCUACUUAAAAGAGGAUUCAGAUAUGGGAAGAAAUGAAAUGUGCGACUACUGCAAACAUCGUGAUUGGGUCAAAAACCAUCAGCUCAGCGAAGUUGAUUCUUUCAGCCUGUUCAAUGAAUUUUUGGAGAUGGUGAUCCAGUUCAGCUUCACCACCAUAUUUGUGGCAGCCUUUCCCCUUGCUCCUCUGCUGGCUCUUAUAAAUAAUAUAAUUGAAAUUCGCUUGGAUGCCAUUAAGAUGGUGACUCUGGAGCGCAGGAUUGUUCCCAAGAAAACCAACGACAUCGGUGUAUGGAUCAAUAUAUUGGAGGUUAUUGGUGUCUUAGCUGUCAUUGCAAACGGACUGGUGAUUGGCAUUUCCUCAGACUUCAUCCCUCGACUUGUGUACCACUACUAUUACGGCCCAUGUGCCAAUGGUAACGGAACUAACACACAUUGCAUGGCUGGUUACAUCAACAACAGCCUCUCCAUUGCAUCACUGGGCGAUGGCAAGGCUAAGAUUUCUCCAAGUCAGAUGGUCACUUCCACGGGCCUAAAUGUCACUUCAUGCAGCUACAAAGAUUACAGGGACAGUGAUUACAACCGUACUCCUCAGUUCUGGCUCAUUUUAGCCGUGCGCUUUGCCUUUGUCAUCCUUUUUGAGCAUGUUUUACUCAUAUGCAGGUUCAUUGCAGCACGGUUUAUACCAAGUGCUCCCAUGGAUGUGAAAAACUCAAAACUCUCUGAUGAAUUUGUCAAGUUAAAAGAGAAACUAAAGUCUUUUGAACAACAUCCAAAAGUGGGUCACAGUUUACCCUGAAAACUCUACGCUUUUGUCAGUUGGGAUUCACACCAUCAGAGCUUUAACCCCAUCAUUAACACCACGAAGAGUUCAAAUGUUGGACAUUUUUUCUUUUCUAAAUUUGAACUGUCAUAUGUGAAGACCUUGCUGAAUGGAUUUAUAUAAAGGAAAUGCUGAUGAUAGAACUUUAUUUCUUAUUCAAAUGUGUGUACAGACUGACUUCAAUGAUCGUGCCCUAUGAGUUGUUUUUUUUUUUUUAACAGAUAAAGCAUUGUAGUUGGUUCCAUCUUUGUGAGCCAUAAUAAAGUGUUUUAUUGAAAGCAUAAAGCUAAUUUAUACUCUUGCUACUGCAAACUGACUGCUGAUUGUCUUAAAUUGCUCUACACUGUAAAGGGAAAGUGCUGUGAUGCCUGAUGCUGUUUUGUUACUGAAAAUUAUUUGCAAUCUUGUAUUUUAUAUUAGUGAAUAAAUGAAGUCCCUGUGAAUAAAAA
Messenger RNA from Oryzias latipes (Japanese medaka), 3105 nucleotides. Its product is annotated as anoctamin-9. The record is from RefSeq and is a predicted model, not a curated record. Gene Ontology annotation, biological process: chloride transmembrane transport. Gene Ontology annotation, molecular function: chloride channel activity; protein dimerization activity. Gene Ontology annotation, cellular component: plasma membrane. NCBI's taxonomy places the organism in Eukaryota, Metazoa, Chordata, Actinopteri, Beloniformes, Adrianichthyidae.